AUGAAGACUGUAGGCACAAUCCCCUACCUCGGCAUCUUCCUCAAUGACCUGGCGAUGCUCCACGAGUCGGCACCGGACCGAUUGCCGCGUCAUAAACCAACGGAACUACGACGACCCACCAGUGGCAGCAGCCUCACUAGCAUGGCGCGGGACCGCCGAAACAACCACAAUAACCUCCACAACCAUCAAAAUCAGGGGCAUCACAAUUUUGAGCCCCUUUUGGCCCCGCCUCUGCUCUCUACAGAGCCUCCUAGACGACCUUCCCGACGCAAGCGUGUUAAUGAAAGUUUCGAAAGCGGCACUGGCAGUGCGUGCGGCGCUGAGCCUUCACAGCAGCCACCCUUACCCGUGCUUAUCAAUCAGCGGUCUAGGAAGGGGUCAAAUAAUAAUGAAACGGGGUCAAGUACUACCCCAACCCCGACUGGGGUAAUCAUUCCGAGGGACAAGAGGGGCCGACAGGUGAGGGCUACCGUCGCCCCGCCGCUCCCAUUACAGCGGCGGCGAGGCAAAAGCGCCUUGGCCACGGGUUCAAAACGACGCGAGUGCUCUAUCGUCAGUCCUGUCGCCUCCACCACUGUCACUUCCGCCACUCCCAUCGCCGCCCUUGCUUCAGAAAACGACGAUCUCAUCAACUUUCGCAAACAUUGGCGUGAAUACAAGGUACUGGCCAAGCUCAUGUACUUGCAAUCAUCCGCUACACGUUACAAGAUUCGCGAGGAUGUGGCCUUUAGACAGUGGUUUGAAAGCUUCGUUCUGAUCAGCGAAAGUGGAGCGAAUCAGAGAGCAAGAGAGCUUGAACCACCACCACGGAACUGGAGAGACGGGAUGGACACCGUCUCAGGAUCAUUGGAAGUGCUCUUCCAUGGCGGUGGCGUCAGCGACGAUGACUGCCAAAUGGAGGAGCUUCCGCGUAGCCGCCUCUCCUCUCCACUUUCCCAUUCGCCACGCCUCUCUAGGCUACCCCCGUGCGGCUCCGCCAAUUCCAAGCACAGCAACGAUAAAAGCGCCUUCGAUGAGUAUGAUUCAAGAAAAGUGAUCAUCAAAGGAUCUCUCAAACGAAGCAACCAGAAACCGAAACGCCGUAGCAGCAGCGUCAGUGACCUCAAUGCGACCUCAGUGACCCCUUUGUUAAGAGCCCACCACCAAUUGUCCUUAAUAAAAAACAAAAUCAAUGGCACCUUGCACCAUCCCCGAUCCUCUCCGAGCACGCCCAAUAUCGCACAUAUUGAGGAUUGCACGCGAUUUUAG
Echinococcus granulosus is the source of this 1248-nucleotide messenger RNA. Its product is annotated as ral guanine nucleotide dissociation stimulator ralgds. Gene Ontology annotation, biological process: small GTPase-mediated signal transduction. The record is from RefSeq and is a predicted model, not a curated record. The transcript has 6 exons. Bases 1 to 1248 code for a protein of 415 amino acids. Lineage: Eukaryota; Metazoa; Platyhelminthes; Cestoda; Cyclophyllidea; Taeniidae. Gene Ontology annotation, molecular function: guanyl-nucleotide exchange factor activity.